Messenger RNA from Lolium perenne, 6904 nucleotides. Lineage: Eukaryota; Viridiplantae; Streptophyta; Magnoliopsida; Poales; Poaceae. The record is from RefSeq and is a predicted model, not a curated record.
AAAUUACCCCUGCAAACUUCUAUCUCCUCCAGUCCAAAUUCCUCACGAGCAGAGCCGCCGCACAGAGCAGCCAUGGCGGCGGGACGAACCACCCCACACCCGCGCCUCCCUGCCACUCCCCUCCCCCUCUAGCUUUCCUCCGCCCGACCCCCUCCACCACCGCGCGCCGCCCCUCCGCCCUCCGCCCGUCGCGCGCCGCCCUUCGCUCGACGCCCUCUGCCCGCGGUGAGCCGUGGCCGUGUGGCAAAGCUCCGGCACACCUCCACAGGAACCCUCCCUUGGAAAUUCUGAUAUAAACUUGUAAGCUUAUUUUAUUCUUUCUUGGUUUUCCUCUCAGUGAACUGAAAAAGGAAGCUUGGUAUAUGAAGUGCAAUCUUUUUGUGGGAUCUUCCUUCUUUGACUGGUGCCAUCAAUGUAAAGACGGGUUGGCAUUCAUCGUCUAUGCACCGAGCAGUGCCAGGGUUCCUGCACCGAGUUCUUAUAAACAGAAAUCGGCCCCCGGUGUUGUGCCUUUCCUCUCUGGCUUGUUGCUUUAAGAGCUUAGAUUAUCAAGAACCCAGUCGAAGCCCUUUUUGCAGCGAGUAUAGAAGCCGGUGCAUUCAUCCUUUGAUCACACUAGCAGUCCGGACAUCGAAUUUGGAUGAGGCCAGAAAGAUCACCUUCAGGGAGUGUGUCAGGUUAUAUGGGCUAUCCCAGUCAGUUCGGUUGUUUGCAUUGCUUAUGCGGUCAUUCUUGCCGCAUGGAAUCACAGAGAUCCGGUGCUUGAUUCAGAGCAUUGUUGAUUACUGCGGGGAUGCCGGGCCAGAGUUGUUUGAGUUGGCACCUAUGUUGGUCAGCAAUAUGGGUGGGUCGAUGACGUUGGUACAAGUUUAUGCCACAAUCAUGCGGAUUUUUGUAGAUCUGUCAAUGUUUGAGGAUGCUCUUCUCACUUACAUUGAGGCCAAGAAGGUUGGACUUGAGUUGCGAGUUUGCAACUUCUUACUGAAGAGCUUAGUUGAAAAGAAACAAAUCCUGCACGCAAGGAGUUUGUUUGAUGAUAUGAAGAGUUCUGGUCCUUCACCAAAUGUCUACUCUUAUUCAAUUUUGAUGAGUGCGUAUACGCAUGGAGAUAAGUUAUGCUUGGAGGAAGCCUUUGAGCUUCUUUGUGAAAUGGAAACAAAAGGCGUGAGGCCGAAUGCUGUAAUCUUUGGUACUUACCUUUAUGGGCUUUGCCGUGCCAGACAGGUGACAUCUGCAUGGAACUUUCUUCAACUGAUUUGUCAGAAAGGCGACCCUUGCAACAUUUACUGUUUUAAUGCAGUGAUUCAUGGUUUCUGUCAUCAGAAUCAGGUUAAGAAAGCUAUAGAGGUGUUUGAUGUGAUGAAGAAGGGUGGGUUUGUCCCAGAUGCCCAUAGCUACAGCAUAUUACUUGAUGGGUUAUGCAAACAAGGGGAUCUGUUGACAGGCUAUUACAUGCUUGUUGAAAUGGCAAAUAAUGGAAUUGCCCCUACUCUGGCGAGUUACAGUUCGCUUUUGCAUGGUCUUUGCCGAGUUGGAAAUAUUGAAUUGGCAUUUGAGCUUUUUAAGAGGCUCAAAGACCAUGGCGUCAAGCCUGACCACAUUGUGUACAGCAUUGUUCUUCAUGGUUGUUGCCAACAUUUGGAUCUAGACAUUACCUGUGACCUUUGGAAUGACAUGGUUCAUCAUAAUUUUGUUCCAGAUGUCUACAAUUACACUAGUCUGAUAUUUGCAUACUGUAGACAUGGGAACCUUGAAGAAGCAUUGAGGGCAUUUGAGCUCAUGCUCGAUAAUGGGAUAAGUCCCAACAUUGUGACCUGCACAAUUCUUGUCAACGGCUUCUGCAACACUGGGCGGAUUGCUGAAGCCUUCAUAUUCCUGGACAAAGUGCGUCAGUUUGGAAUUGUCCCCAACCUUUGUACAUACAGGGUUAUCAUCAAUGGCCUGUGUAAGGUCAACAAAUCUGAUGAUGUAUGGGGAAUUUUCGGGGAUAUGAUAAAAAGGGGAUAUGUUCCUGAUACUGUGAUUUACAGUAUUAUUAUUGAUGGUUUUGUCAAAGCUUUGGAUCUGCAUGAGGCUUUCAGGUUGUAUCAUAAAAUGGUGGAUGAGGGGACAAAACCUAAUAUCUUUACGUAUACGAGCCUGAUAAAUGGUCUGUGCCAUGAUGAUAGACUUCCGGAAGUUAUGACAUUGUUUAAUCAUAUGAUUGGGAAGGGUAUAAGACCGGACAUGAUUUUAUAUACGUCUCUAAUUGCAUGCUAUUGUAAGCGCUCAAACAUGAAGGCAGCUCUGGAAAUAUUCAGAGAGAUGGAAAAAGGGGGUUUGCCAGCAGAUGCUUUUGUUUAUACUUGUUUAAUUGGUGGCUUCAGUAAAGUGCUUGCAAUGGAUGGUGCAAACAUGUUGAUGGAAGAAAUGAUAAAUAGGGGGCUUACACCUACUGUAGUAACUUAUACAGAUCUCAUAAUAGGAUAUUACAAAACUGGAGAUGAGAGGAAAGCUAAGAUGAUGUACAAGAGUAUGCUCCAGGCAGGCAUUACACCGGAUGCCAAGAUGAUGUGUAUACUGGGCCUUGACAAUUGUGAAGAUGAUUUUGAGGAUUCUCAGAAACAGAAGGGCGUAUUAUAGGUUUUUCAAAUAAAGAUAUAUUAACUUGAUCAACAGACUGAUUUCAUAAUGGCGAUGAGCUCUAAUAAUCAGUCAAGCUGAACCUAGCCCUUUUGAGUUGUUGGUGCUGAUGUACUUCAUUGCUAUUAUGUCCAUGAAGAGAAUGAGAACUUCCAAGGAUGAAGCUAUUUCUUGUUACACGAGUAAGUGUUGAACAUUGCAAUGCUUACUUUGAAUAUGACAAAGAUGAUUGUAUAAAGCCAAUUUGUGUUAUGAAUUGAUAGUUGAGAUGGAGCCAUAUCAGAGAUAAUGAGCAUGCUCGGGAUUUGUUUUCUCCAUAUGACCUUGAAAAGGUUGGGUUCCACUAUCAUUGAGAUAACAAAACAGAAGAACCAACUGUUCACCCAGCACCCAAAGUCCACUCGAAACACUGGCCGUGAUGGCUCAUAGAUGUUGCUCCCAUAGCGGAGAGUCAAAGAGUGCCCUGAACUCUUGAGCGGCGCCAUCGUCCACCGAGAGCUCAGAGGGUGAAAUCCCGAAGGCUUUGAGAAAGACGGGUUCAGCUGCAGAUGUUUUUUUCAGUAACUUGCCUUGAGAAGGUGCAGGGAAACUGAGUCCAUCUCCACGCCAUGCCCUGAAGCAGAGCCAUCUUAUAAGAGCUCUAAGCUCCCAGGGUUCCGAAGGCUUGUGGUUGCUCCACAGGUUUUACAUGUUUGUAGUCGUUCGAUCAAGAUCGGACGAGUGUCAGGCAUACAUUCAGUCGGUUCAGGCUACACGUAAAAGCUUCUGUCCGUUUGGUCCACCCUUGCUUUCCAUCAUCACAAGAAAAAAGAAAAAAGAAGCAAAAUCUUCCGCUCAGUCCACAGAUGGCCACCCCCGCAGGUCUGCCCGCCGGCGCUGCAGCCUCCUCUUCCACUCCCACAGGUCUGGCCGCCGGCAGUCCAGCCUCCUCUUCCGCUCCCCAAGGGAAGGGCGCCACGUCCUCUUCUACCCUCCCCCCUAACUACUGAUUGCCACAACCAUCCAGCCACUCCCGUUUGUGGAGGUAGCGGAGCCGCGCCUGAUCUGUCAAAGACAUAGGCGAGGCCGUGAAAGGCCGUGCUGUUGCCGGAGCCCCGGAUCCACGAGGAUGCGUGACCUAGCGGCAACGCACCGGUGAUAGCGAUCGCAAUCUAUCCAGAGGCAAAGCCUCUCCGGUGCCGACGUCUCUAGCCAAUUUUGGGAACAAGGUCGCGAGGUUGUGCAUCCUUGACUACGCCGGCGACGAUGAGCAGCAAAUGGAUGCUGGGACGGUCUGUCACGGAGAAGAUGAAGGAGCAGUGAAGCGAAGCGAGUAGAAUGGAUGAUGGUACACUAACACCUGGUGAUUGCGGGCUCUUCUUCCACUACCAUGGUGAAGCUGCUGCCGGACACGCUGGUGUACCAAGACAAGUUGGCUUUGUGGACUGGAAAGGAAGGGCAUGGGAAGUAAUUCCGCAGCGUGUGCUUGGUGAACAUCAUGUAUGCCUUCCACGGCGACGAGGCCCACGAUAGCAGCCCCGGUGCAAUAAGUGCUAAGAACUGAGAGGGUGACAAUCCAGCUGCUGGAAGAUCCUCCAAUGGUUGCAAGUAUACAAUUCUCAGUCUGAUGGACUGUCUUCUAUUAUUUGAGAAUUUUAUUGUUGCUUCUUGCGACUAUAGAGGUUAUACUGGAAGUCUGCAUCGCCAUUGCCAUAGGAGGGUAUGCUCCAUCUUUCAUGAGCCUUCCACCCCGAGGUAUGAGUUGUUGAGUAGGCCGUGACAAAUCUACAGGGUUACAAUCAGGUGAUGGUUGAUCCAGUACAUGCUGUUUAGUAUAUUAUUUGAAUCUAGCAAUGGAUGAUUCGGCACAUCAUAUUACUUUGUAAAACAGCUCGGCCAUUUCCUUUUUUGAAACUUUCCUCUCAUUUAUUGGAUGAUUUGUGGCAAGUAUAGAUUGGACAUAACAGAUCUACAUGUUACUAAGCUAAUUAUAGACUGAUAGUUUGUUCCCAGUCAAGCUUUACAUUCUUUACAUUAAUUAUUUUUAAUCUUGAUUUGUUCAAGCAUUUAUUUUUCCAAAACGAUACAUAGCGGUGGAUGUACAUAGAUAGUGACCAAUGAAAUAGUAUGAUACAUCAUACACAACUCAUGUGCUCCUAAGAAGACAAUUAUCUUGACCAGGACAGUGUUGUAACAUCAAAUAAGGCUACAGAGGAAGGGGUGGGAAAAGGAGGAGCCGCUUGAUCGUUUCUGUCGAGCUGUCAUUGAUCUGAUCGGUUGUGAUCGCCUCCAGUGCUCUACUUUCCGGGGCCACAGCCACCAUUGCUGGUUCUACUGUGGGGUGAUCCAUUCUGUGCUGAUGGUACCUCUAAACCCCGUAUGUUGUUUCCUAAUUUUAGCAUCAAUCGAUGGAUGGUAUUUCCUGGUCUUCGUAACUACUAUGUCAUUCAGGUAGAGUGAUUAUGCAGUGCAGAAGCCAUGUGAAAAUCGAUUACUUCCCUUCACAGAUGGAUAUCAUGCAGUGAGCCCCAUAGGAAAUACAACUCUUUGAUUACAUGUAAGAUACAACAUGGUUCAGGCCAUGGGAGUGAUAAUAUGUGUUGUUUUUAUAUGCAUAUUAAGAAUAUUUUCAUAUGAUUUAUGUACAUUGUAAAUUUGUCAUAGACGUUAUCAGUUUGGUCAUGUAAUGUCCAGUGAAGUGCCUAAUUCUUCGGCUUCUCAGUAUAAAUAUCAAGUUUGUACCUUUCAUCCGCUAACACCCUAACAAAACAAUUGCUCGAAAGAAAAAAGACAUCAACAAAACAAUGGGCGCGGCAGAGCGCGCCAGGUUCUUCUAGUUCACACCAUGGAGGAGCAGAGCCAUUCACACCAGGGAGGAGCACCCGUAUCAGGUUGCACUAUCAAAGAGAACGAAACAAACAAACCAACUGUUCACACAGCAUCCAAAUUGCACCCAAAACACUGAUGAAUGCUCCAGUUACCACCAUUUCUUCAAGAUGUUGCAGCAUGUGGAUACAUUCAUGAUUGAUAACAUGUGCCUGCUAUGUUCUAGGUCCAAGUACUUUUUUGUAAAUAAUAUAGCUGAGACUAAUAGUCUAAAUUCCAUGGUACAUGUUGAUUUCUACCUCAUUCCAUUUAAUAGCAGUUGCAGGUUGUCAUGGUGAAUUUAGCGUUCAAUACCGAACUUAAAUAUUCAUAUUCAUUUUGCUACUCCAAAGUGCACCCAAAACACUGAUGAAUGCUCCAGGACCACCAUUUCUUCAAGAUGUUGCAGCAUGUGGAUACAUUCACCCAAAACACUGAUGAAUUCUCCAGAAUAUCUAAUUGGGUUCAUUGAGCAACAAUCUGGAUGGUAGCUCUAAGCCUCUCCCUUAAAACAUUUAUGUCAGAGGCACUGUACACCAAUAACCUCACAUGCGAGGUGAUGUGUCAGUUGUGAUCAUGGGAGUCUGGGAAACGAGUCGAGUUGCCGCGUUCUCAAGGGCUUUUGGUUUGUUGGCUGCGAGCUUCGCAUAAGGGGGUUUUGUAGAGUUGUAUGAAGGUUAAUAUUUAAGAGUACCGUGUUUCAACUACCUUCAACAGAGGGGAUUUUCAGCUCUUCCAUAUUCACUGGUGACCUCGAUUUAUGUUAUAUACAACACAGCACAGAAAGCUAAAUGCAGUGGUUGCAGUGUUUUGCCUACCUUUUUUUUUUUGGAACUGUGGUUACUUGAAGGUAAAAUACACGGUGCAUAAGAGAUUUAGCUAGUGCCAUGACCUGAUUUUGUUAUAAAAAAGAAGAUAUUCAUCAUUCAAGCAGUUCAAAGGCUGAGUGGUUUGAAAAGAAAGGAUGUACAAAGGAAAAUGCGCGGGUAGUUGAUUUGGAUAGCAAACCCAGUUACGACGCUUCCUGGACAAGUACUGGAACUGUGAAUGUCUCUUAUAGUUGAGAGCUUCAGUCCUUCAGGUCUUUCCUGGAUAAUCCCGCCCAUUCUGCUGUGUGCCUGUGUCCAACGGCUGGCCUUGUUGCCCUUCCCAGAGUUCAGAUCCCUGUCACUUCGAGAUUUCCUUGUCCAUUUUGCGGGGAAGCCAUAGGUUGAAGAAGACAAGAUGUCCAAGUCAAGAUGAAAUGCCACCAAUAUUCAAGAGCAGGUCAAUUAUGAAGCAACAAAAGAGUAUCACAUCAGCCAUCUAAAAGGCAGCUGUGUGGCGUUCUAGUUUCACAAGUGUAAAAAGGGUAAUGCUUUGAAACUUGAAGCUCUGGCAAGCUAUACUAGCAUGGUUUUGCCAGCUGAUUUUUAACAAUUCUGUAGACCGUCCUUUC